Molecule: messenger RNA, 432 nt
Organism: Entrophospora candida
Lineage: Eukaryota; Fungi; Glomeromycota; Glomeromycetes; Entrophosporales; Entrophosporaceae
Source: the annotation of a GenBank genome assembly
AUGAAUGGGACAAUAAAAGAUGAUAUCGAAAUAUUGAAAAAGUUUGAUGCUGAAGUGAAAGGAAUAAUUGAUUUUAUCAAAUUACAAGAUUUAGAAUUACAUGGUGAUUAUUAUGGAAGCGUCACUAGUGGCAAACAUUGGCUUGAAAUGCUAGUAUUUUAUGACAAAAUAUCUGGUUCUAAAAAAGUUUUAUUUAUAGGAUACAGAAUUAGUUGCAAUAACCACUAUCAAAAUCUCAUUGACAUGCCUGGAUCAGUUAGUUUCUUGGUACACGUUGUAAAGAAUGAGAUUCUUACCUGGAGAGAUCCUGGACUUCCUAUGAAUAAGGAUAUAGUAGUAACGCGAGCAUUCAAUAAACAAGUUGAUUUGAUAAAAGUGCAUGGCUCAGAAACAGAGAGAGAGAGAGAUAAUGCUAUAUACGUCGUUUGCUGA